GACAAAGCAGAGGGAGAGGAGAAGUCAGCCUCCGCGCCCAAGUACCACCGCCGUCGUCGCUCCAACACAAACGACGCGAACGAGCGCAGGCCGAAGAAGGGCGAUGAGGAUUAUGUGAAGAGGCCGGAGAACGCGUUCAUACUAUUCCGGAGGAAAUGCUGCGAGGAUAGGAAUUCUGCGCUGGCCGCAGCUCCGACUUCCUCUUCCACC
Molecule: messenger RNA, 210 nt
Organism: Stereum hirsutum FP-91666 SS1
Lineage: Eukaryota; Fungi; Basidiomycota; Agaricomycetes; Russulales; Stereaceae
Exons: 1
Source: RefSeq, a predicted model, not a curated record